GCCGUGGAAAGCCCCCGCAACCCGGCGGGCGGCAAGGAUUCCACGAAUUGGAAUGACGGGGCUCUCCGGAUCUUCCUUUGACCGUGCGCGGCUAAACAGCGACAAACGGGAACAAGCGAGUGCCCAGAGGCGCCCGGCGCGGCUGAGGGGCCCGGGGGCGCGGCCUGCCUGCUCCGCCCCGCGUGACGUGACGCGCCGACCAGGAGCCAUGGCGGCGGAGCCGGAGGUCGGGCCGGACUUGCUGUGGGUGCGGGACCCGCUGUGGCCGCGGGCGCGGCCCCUCCCACUGCCCCCCGGGAGCGGCUCCGUGCGCUGCCUCCGCCGCGACCGCGCCCGGGAGCUGAACAUUCCUGAAGAAAGCUUGUAUGUGAAGUGUAACGGGCGACUGGCCAAUGAUGAAGAUGUGUUGCAAAGUGGAGCUGUUUAUAGUCUGGAGCCAAGACUUUGUGGUGGAAAAGGAGGGUUUGGGUCGAUGCUGCGAGCGCUUGGUGCUCAAAUUGAGAAGACAACAAACAGAGAGGCUUGCCGAGAUCUCAGUGGAAGAAGACUUCGAGAUGUCAAUCAUGAAAAAGCGAUGGCUGAAUGGGUGAAGAAGCAGGCAGAGAGGGAAGCAGAAAAGGAGCAAAGGCGCUUGGAAAGGCUGCAGCGGAAGCUGGCGGAGCCACGGCACACGUUCACAGACCCGGAGUACGAGCGGCAGUACCGUGAGAUGGCAGAGCGGCAGGAGGAGUCCAUCCGUAUAGGGUUGCAGGUUAUUGCCAGCAAAGCAGUGUCAUCAGAAAGUGGCAAGAGUCGGAAGCGUCCCGGUGAACCUGGAAAGAGUGGAACAAAAUCUGAAAAAAGAAAAUGUCUCUGGCUGGGCUUGGAUAAUGCCAACAAUUCAGGCUGUGAGGAUGACAACAAAGAUGAAUCCCCUUGUACAUCUGACAGAAGUUAUCCGUCAGGCACAAAUUCAGAUGAAUGUUCAAGCAGUGCUGUGGCUUCAGCAGAGGAUAGUCCUUCUACCAGUGCAGCUUCUGCUUCAGAAGAGGAUAGUCCAGCUACCAGUGCAGCUUCUGCUUCAGAAGAGGGUAGUCCAGCUACCAGUUCAACUGAGAAGAAACCACUGGAGCAGCCAGAAGGUACUGGAAGAGAUGUAAAAAGAGAGAUGUGCACAGGUGGGCAGACGGAAAUUCUGGCUGAAGAAAGUAGUAAAAUGACAAAGCCCCCGAAGGAAGAGGCCCAAGAAGAGAAAGAAGUGACCCAAGCUCAGAAACAAGAGGAGCUAGAAAAUGUUUCUUCUAAGGCACCAGAAACAAACCAGUUACAGAGCACAGAGGUGGAACCGAUAGACCUAUUGGCGUUCAACUCUGCUGCUGAAUUGGAAGCCCUGGGUUUAGAUAAGCUGAAGAUGGGAUUGAUGGCUUUAGGACUGAAAUGUGGAGGCACUUUGAAGGAAAGAGCAGCAAGGCUUUUCUCAGUGAGAGGUCUGUCUAGAGAUCAGAUCAAGCCAUCCUUAUUUGCAAAGCCCUCUAAAGGGAAAACUGCUGGUUAGAUUUGAGACUGUUUACCUUUUCGCAUGUGUACUUGAUGUCAUUAAAUAAAAGUUCUUGGUAUCCUUUCA
This is a messenger RNA of Chiroxiphia lanceolata (lance-tailed manakin), 1603 nucleotides long. It is a transcript of the gene SDE2, whose product is annotated as SDE2 telomere maintenance homolog. Gene Ontology annotation, cellular component: nucleus. Bases 53 to 1534 code for a protein of 493 amino acids. The transcript is spliced from 7 exons. Lineage: Eukaryota; Metazoa; Chordata; Aves; Passeriformes; Pipridae. The record is from RefSeq and is a predicted model, not a curated record.